CCAUUUCGAGUGCACAAAAUCAAAAUAUCACACUUAUGGCGACCGCUUCCUUUCUCCAAUCCCUCCCAUCAAUCCCCCGCCCAUUCCGCCCACCCCCACGCGCCUCCUCACACCCCCACGCGCAGCCGGAACCCCCGGAGUUCCCCACCCCACCCUCGGAGACGACGACGAGCGCCGACAAAUUCCCAAUCGAGAAGCGCCGGCCAUCGGAGAUCAUCCGCGAGCGGCGGCGGCGGCGGCGGGACUUGCCGGAGCCGCGGAACCUGGAGAUCGGGUGGAAGCGGACGAAGCCAAUCCCUCUGGAGAAGCCAAAGGGAUACGUGAUAAUGGAUUUUCUGGGGAAGCUGGCGGGGCUGAUGGAGGGCGGCGAGUUCGGGUCGGCGGCGCUGCUGGCUAAGGCCGGCGAGAUAGUGGCGGAGAGGGCGAGGGAGGAGGCGGAGGUGCUGAUGGAGGAAGGGGAGGUGGAGGGAAGGAUGGUAGUGGAGCUGGGGAGGGUGCUGAAGCUCAUGGAAAUGGAUCUCGCCAUGCUCAGAGCCGCCGUCAAAGAUGACACCGCCGCCGACCGCCUCCGCCAGGCUCAGGCGCGCUGCCGCCAGGCCAUUCUCGUCGCCCGCUCUUUCUGACCUCACCCCACCAUAUAUAUAUAUCGUCAUGUUUGAUAAUACUAGUGUUUUUAUUUAGUUUGAGAUUAUUUUUAUGUUAAAUAUAGAAGGAAUAUUGAUAUAGUAAUAUGUAAAACAAUCCGUGUACCAAUCAGAAUUCAGCUCGCAAGCCAUGCAGAUCGGGAAUGAGAGUUUGAUUUAUUUUUUUCUUAA
Molecule: messenger RNA, 815 nt
Organism: Andrographis paniculata
Lineage: Eukaryota; Viridiplantae; Streptophyta; Magnoliopsida; Lamiales; Acanthaceae
Product: protein CHLORORESPIRATORY REDUCTION 41, chloroplastic
Exons: 1
Coding region: 36-623 (195 amino acids)
Source: RefSeq, a predicted model, not a curated record